This is a messenger RNA of Xyrauchen texanus (razorback sucker), 5097 nucleotides long. Its product is annotated as PWWP domain-containing protein 2A-like. The record is from RefSeq and is a predicted model, not a curated record. Bases 85 to 2997 code for a protein of 970 amino acids. Gene Ontology annotation, molecular function: chromatin binding; histone binding. NCBI's taxonomy places the organism in Eukaryota, Metazoa, Chordata, Actinopteri, Cypriniformes, Catostomidae. The transcript is spliced from 2 exons. Gene Ontology annotation, cellular component: nucleus.
GGGAAGUGUCAGUAGUUGUAGAUGGGCGGGCUCUAAUUUUAUCAGGUGGAGAGGGCCAAGUAGUGGUGGCAAAGCGGAAAGAAAAUGGCGGCCGUGGCUGCGGAGCCAGGAGCUGCUGCUGCGGCAUCAACAACAACAGCGGGGGACGGACUGGAAUACGAACCCGAGCCAGGAGAGCAUGUGGCCGACCUAGAGGUCCAAUCGUCGCAGGACUUCGACCCGGAAAUGGAGCUUUGUCACCAACCCACGGUUGUGGAUGCAGUUCAGAUAUGCAGCCAGGUCCAGAUGGAAAUUAGAAGGCCGGACAUUCAAGCCGCGGGAAAAGCCCUCGUUGCCCAUGCGGACGGUGAGCUCGCCGAGACGGCGGGGUCCUGGGGGUGCGUGGAUGCAAUUGAGCAGCCCGUGCUGAUGGACUACAUGUAUACAGGCGUUUCUGAGUACGGGGAGCGCUUGAAAGAGCCCGUAAACGAGGUCAGCAGCCCAUGCCUUCUCCCCGACUCCCAGCCCUCCGUGGUCUUCUUGCAUUCCCUGCCCGUUCAUCAGUCGGAACCUGAGCCUGGACUGUCCCUUGCCGAGCCAGCCGAACCGACAGUCGAAUACGACUCGAAUCCCGAAUCAACACAUCAUACUGACCUAGAGUGUGAACUGAUAGGCUUCACGCGGCCGGACACAGAGCCCGAACCUGCAAAUGAUGCUCCCGGGUCCGAACCUCAUGAGGAUGCUUUCCACGACAUCCGUCACACGUCAGAUAAUCUGGAAUCUCUGUCCAACGCGGAGGGCACCUCGCUGGGACAGAGCUGCAUUAGUGACUUUUCUACUGUCUCCAGCAAGGAUUCUCCUGAACUUCCAGCCCUGGCGGUGGAUCAGUCGCUCAUCUCAUCGUCAGAAACAGAGGAGGUGCGCUCGUCGCAUCCUUCACAUCAGCGAACGGACCUCCGUGAACCUGAGAGGACAGAGGAGUCGGAGACGAAACCCCCGGCUCUGUGUCCUGGGUAUGACACGGUGGACCGCCUGGUGCUCGGCUCAGAGGUUCGAGUCUCACUGGAUCACAUCAUCGAUGAUGCGCUCGUGGUGUCGUUUCGCUUGGGCGAGAAGAUCUUCUCCGGGGUGCUCAUGGACCUUUCGAAAAGGUUUGGACCUUAUGGAAUACCCAUAACUGUGUUCCCCAAGAGAGAGUAUAAGGACAAACCAGAAUCUAUGCAGCUAAAGACGGAAGCAUUCCAAUCAGAGACAGAUAAGGGUGUCGCUCUUGGACAUACUGAUGCCCCAGUUAAGGACCCUGCAAAUGCUGCUGAAGCCCCUUGGAAGAACCCUGCUGAGGCUCCUGUAGUGCCCCAGCCCUGUCCCAAUCCUCAACCCCACCCAUGGACUUCAAAACCACCUCCCUUGUUUCAGGAGGGGGCCCCUUAUCCACCUCCAUUGUUCAUCAGGGACACCUACAACCAGUCGUUACCUCAGCCUCUGCCCCGCAAAAUCAAGCGGCCCAAGCGUAGGCUGUAUAGAGAAGAGCCCACUUCUAUAAUGAAUGCCAUCAAGCUCAGACCAAGACAAGUUCUGUGUGACAAAUGUAAAGGGGCUGUGGUGCAAGGGGACAAGCGUGAGACACGCAGAGGCCCCAUCUCAGACUGCCGGAGUGACGAUGCCAAAAGAAGGCGCAAUGACAACACAACGGCAGCCACUGGUAAACGGCCCCGUAGCGACCCGCGCUCUGAUGAGAAGAGUCGUGGUACUGAUGGGCCCAAGCGGCAGUCCUCCAAUCUAGGUCAUAGUCAAGUCAAAGGUGCAGCUGCAGGAAGCAAAGUGGUGAAAGGGGUGCCCAUUACAACAUCCUCCUCGGUCAAUUCCCGAGUGCAGCUCAAUGCCAAAAAAGUGCUUCAGAGCAAAAAUGUUGACCAUUCCAAAGCACGAGAGGUGCUGAAGAUGGCCAAGGCUCAGAGAAGACUGAGCGAGACAGUCACAGGCAGCAGUGGGAACUCCAAGGCCAUGACCAGGGCUGCUGCUCUCCAGGAAGCCAACCAGAAGGUCCACUUCACAAGACGAUUGCAGCAGAUCAGUGGAGGAGGUCCAGGUUCCAACCCCCUGCCACCCAGGAUGCGCAUCAAGCCCCAAAGGUACCGUAAUGAAGAAAACGAUUCUUCAUGUACACUGCUUAAACAAGCUGUGCCCCGCUGUACCUCCACACGCUCCUCCUCCUCCUCUGCAAGCCAAGCUGCCACCGCUGUAGAGCCCCAGAAGCCAGACAGAGCACUUCAAUCCCUACUGAGCCAGGCCGAACCUGAGUCCCAACCACAAGUCCUCCCAGCCGCGGAAUACAGCGAACCCCAGGCUGAGCCAGAGGAACAGGAGGGGCAGGAGGAAAAGCGGGAGACGCGCAGGAGCAAGGCUAGCAACCUAGUGGUCUACAUGACCCUUAACUCCAGCCAGCCUGACUCCUCUAGUACCUCCAUGUGCAGCAUUGAUAGUGCAGAUGACUUAAAAUCCUCAAACUCUGAGUGUAGCUCUACCGAAACAUUUGAAUUCCCCCCUCCCGGAGAUUUGCGAUCGGCCCCUGCCCCUGGCACAUCCUCCACUUUCGCCUCUGCCUCUCCCUCUGCUCCUAAGGACGUCAAAAAGCAUAGUAAAUCCCUCAAAGCUACCGUCUUUUCCAAAAACGUCUCAAAGUGUGUUGCCCUGGAUGGCAGGACAAUUUGUGUAGGGGACAUUGUUUGGGCCAAAAUCCUUGGCUUCCCCUGGUGGCCUGCCCGCAUCCUAGCCAUCACAGUGAGUCGCAAAGAUAAUGGGCUUUUAGUCAGGCAGGAGGCCCGAGUCUCCUGGUUUGGGUCACCCACCACUUCAUUCCUGGCAAUUACUCAACUUGCACCAUUUCUAGAAAAUUUCCAGUCUCGCUUUGACAAGAAGAGAAAGGGCCUGUAUCGUAAAGCCAUCACAGAGGCAGCCAAGGCUGCCAAGCAGCUCACUCCUGAGGUUCGAGCCUUGCUAACUCAGUUUGAGACGUGAGGUAUUGUACCUUGACAAGGUAGUCAAAACAGACACCCUAGUUGGCCCCGUACCCCUUCUGAAACCUCUCAAACUUUGCUGUACUCAUGUCAGCCUCCAGAGUGAAACCCAGAAUGCUUCAAAUACAAAUGUAUUUUUGUUGAAAAGGCAAGAGGGGGUUUGAGUUUAUUAACUGAAAGAAAACGAUUGAAAUGUUGAGUGUCCGAUGUUUGCCACUAUGUAACCUUCCUUUUGAUCCUGGCUUAUUAGAGUAUGAUAAUUAUACUUAAAUCAGAUGAAAGAGAAUUUUAGAUCAAGUUUUAUGGGUUAAUAAAUUCCAUUUAAAAUUAGACAGUUGUGAAAAUGUCUGCCAAUGUACCCAUUCAAAAAUUAUUAACCUAAUGACUGUUACAAGUCGACUGCUACUUUGAGAUACAGUGAGCACAGGGAUAUUUCUGUCCUUCUGGAUUCCUACCUUAACACAGUUAAUGCUUCCAUUAGGAUGAUAAGAGAAAGUGUUAUAGGUUCACAGUGCCACAUCAUCCUUCCUGCAUUUGUUCAGUGUUAUAAAGAAUUUGGACCUUCUCGGUCCAAUCUCCCUAAAAUGUAAUGAUCUAGAGUCUUUUUUUGUUUCUUUUAACAUUGAAAGGUAGUGCAAAUGGAAAAGAUGGCUCUAUUGGGUACAGAGUGUCUCGCUCAGGUAGAAAAAGGGAACUGAAUUGGUGCUGACCUUUCUCAGACUUUGAGACAACUAAUCCAAGUCCAGUGAAUUGAGCAGACGGCUGUUGAUCUGGGUGUGGCUCUUUGCCAGCCGUGGCUUUGCAGGCAGUUGAGCUAGUGUUAAAAAGGAGGUGCCUGUAAGCUGAAGUCACCUCAAGUGCCACUGUGAGGAGAGCACAGUGACUCUGUAAACACUGAGUACAACCUCAGACACAGAGAAACCUACCAGCCUAUCUGUGCAUCGUCUAAACCCCCCCCCCCCCCCCAAAGCUCAUUCCUCCCUAAUCUUCUUGCCCUGUUCACAGAUUCUUUCCUCCACUUGGUUUGCUCUCCCUCCUGCUGGUGUCAUAUGUUUAUGUCGUAGACUGUUUUUUAUAUAUAUGUCUGAUUUUCACAAAAAUGUUCCUGUUGUUCAGCCAACCCAUCGGCCACCCCUGACUUGUCUUUUGCAUGGAUUUUGGAGUGCAAUGUGUUUUAAAUUCAUGGUAUAAUGAGCAUUUAUUUGAUGGCACCAUAUGUUUAUCCAAUUUAGGCUUAUCACAUCAAGACAAGAACUCUCAUUUUUGAUCUAGCUGCAAUUGAUUGCCAAAAUUGUAUAUGAUUAUAAGUUCAAAUAACUAACAAAAUGAAACACUCAUCGGCUGUGGUGUCCUGCUGCAAAAGUGGGGCAUUGGAGCACAAGGCAGCAGUUGUGAAUGAGUUAUGUGUUCAUUAUAAUUAUGGGCCAGAGCCUCUGGCUUGUUUAGUUGUUGAGUGAUUAUUCAGUUUCCAGUAUUCAUUGUCUCUCAGCUGAAAUGUUUUGCUAAGGAUUAUUGUGUUUUAAAUUUAUUUGUUGUGCCUGAACUUUAUUUUCUAUAAUUUCACUAUUUGCAAAAUAGGGCUAAAGGUCUGGAGUACACAUUUGUAUGUAUAGUGUGAAAAAUGUAUGUUGCCUGGAUAAUUGGAAGAAGAAUGGCCUGAAUCUUAUUUUCAGUGCUGAGAACAUGUGAUUUUAUUAGUGUGGACGAGCAUUAUUUUUAUUUUAUUUUUUGUUCUUAUCUGUAAAGAUAGUUAUGUCCUUGCAUUGCAUACCCAUUAGCAUCUUAAACUGUUCAGUUAUAUGUACACAUCUGAGAAGGGGCAUACUGUAAGAUAGCCUGGUCUUUCCACAUAUGACUUAGCAGGUACAGAUCAAUGGCUUGAGAAGAAAAAAAAACCAAUGCUUGCUAGACCACAUUGACUGACAGAGUAAAAAGGUAUUUAUUUGGUUGUUGGCUUUGUUUCAUUUCAAUAUCUUAUUUUUUACUUUUAUUAUUUCUAUCUGUUUGCAGGUCAGAGAAUGCUGUAAACCCAUUGAAAAAAAUACCAGUUGAAGAUAUUGUGUACAUGUUUUCUGAUGUUUUAAGAGUAUAUAAAUAAACU